GUAUCUUUUUGCGAUGGAGCCUUACCAUUGGCUAUCAUAAAGGCGAUCAACGUCCCACGCAAGUUAGUAUAGAUGGUAAUAAUUAUACUGGAGCCUAAAGCAAGCUUAUUUCUUAUUAAUAUUAACCAACUCCUCGCAACAACAUCGCUCUUUUUGGCAUCGUCACCGUCGUUAUGGUCAAUCGCGGACGCUCCGGAGGCUGCGCUACGUGCAAGCAGCGACGCGUCAAAUGCGAUGAAGCGAAACCCGAAUGCCUGCUGUGUCGGCGCCUCGGGAUCCGUUGCGAAGGCUACCAGACGAACUCGACCAGGCGAAAGCUCAAGUUCAAAGACGAGAACCACAAAUUCCGCAUCAAAGCUGCCCAGAUUCAGGACCGGGCGGCCGUGCCUCGUCCGCUGGCCGAGCCCGACACCGCCGUGCCGUUCUACCUUUGGCAUUACGCCAACAUGGGCCGCGACUUUGGAUCCGCGCGCGGGUUCUUUGAGAUACUAAUUCCAGUAUACUGCUCGCAGAAGCAGGACUCGGUGCUCUCGCUCGCGGUAUCGGCCAUGGCUUCCAGAAUACUUGCCCUGUGGCGGCACGACACCCGCAACUUCCUAUGGCCGGAGAAGGCCUAUGCCCAAGCGGUCGCGUGUCUUCGGAGGGCAGUACAGGAUCAAUCAGAACGGAGUAAGCCAGCAACAAUAUUGGCUGUGUUGAUGCUGCAGCUAUAUGAUGACAUCGCCGCCGUAUACGGCGUCCACUCGGCCACUCGCGUACACCACAACGGUGCAGUAUCUUUGCUCCCAUUUGCGAAUUCGAACGAUAUUAAUGGGAUGAUCGGAGCAUAUAUUCGAAGAUUCAUGAUUCAUACCGAAAUAUCAUCAGCGAUGCGCCAGAAACGGCCACUGCAGAGCAUUGAAUACUCAUGGAUUGGGAGCAAACAUCUGAUGGCUGCGCCAGACAACCCAAGCUCGGCACUCGAUGCUAUAGGGGCGUCCGUCGCCGAGCUUCAGGCAAGCUAUAUGCGGCUGGAAAUACAGAAGCGUUCCAUGCCUUUGUCACAGCUAGCUCGGAGAGAGUGGAGGGCCGAGGCAAAGCGCAUUGAUGAACAGCUUCUGGCUUGGGCACAGAGUGUACCAGAUCAUUGGCGUCCACUGAAGCUCAUAAGUGGACGAGACAUUGACCCGUCGAUCCCCACCUAUCGAUCUGUCUGCGAGGUUUAUCCUUCUUGCACGAUUGCAAACAUAUGGAACCUAUGGCGCUUUCAGCGCCUUUUACUCGCCAAGAUUACCUUCGGCCUUGGCAACCGAACCAGAUUAUGCAGCAUUGCUGACUUUGACGACCCGACGAUUUUGCUUCCCAGCUGCGAUUCCCUACUGCCCGGCGAUGAGGGGCCGGUGAACAAGCAAACGCACGACCCCAGGAUGUCAAAAGACGAGCACAGGCGUCAUAUCAUCGCCCAAGGGCCGUGGCACGCCAUGAGCCCGCUGAGCCGCUUAUUGACCCUCUCGUCAGAAGACCAGGGCCAGCUGAUAACGAGCUUACUCAGACCUGGGCAGUACGAGUGGAUCCGCGAACAGUUCCUGCGCGUCACGAUCUUGCUGCAUAUUCCACUAACAGAGGCUAGCGGUCGCAACGAGGGGUGUCGUGUUCUAGAUUCAGUGACUCAAGGUUCUAAUAUGUAUACUAAGGCUGAGUUUCUCGCGAGAGAGGUCAGAAAAGGCGCCAUCUUUAUGAGUGGACCAUAAGGCUUGGU
Paecilomyces variotii is the source of this 1738-nucleotide messenger RNA. RefSeq lists its product as hypothetical. NCBI's taxonomy places the organism in Eukaryota, Fungi, Ascomycota, Eurotiomycetes, Eurotiales, Thermoascaceae. Gene Ontology annotation, molecular function: zinc ion binding; DNA-binding transcription factor activity, RNA polymerase II-specific. Gene Ontology annotation, biological process: regulation of DNA-templated transcription. The record is from RefSeq and is a predicted model, not a curated record. Bases 174 to 1730 code for a protein of 518 amino acids. The transcript has 2 exons.